Molecule: messenger RNA, 2415 nt
Organism: Beta vulgaris subsp. vulgaris (sugar beet)
Lineage: Eukaryota; Viridiplantae; Streptophyta; Magnoliopsida; Caryophyllales; Amaranthaceae
Product: protein MICRORCHIDIA 7
Exons: 19
Coding region: 152-2392 (746 amino acids)
Cellular component (GO): nucleus
Molecular function (GO): ATP hydrolysis activity
Source: RefSeq, a predicted model, not a curated record
AAUCAAAGAGUUUUGGCGCUUCAUUUUUUUCUCUCCCUCUUUUCUCAUCAUCACACUUCUUCAGAAAGAAACCAAAAUAAACCCUUGUUUUUUUUUUUCUUGAGUGAAGUCUUGAAGAAAGAGAAAGAAUUAUAGAUUUUAUCUUGCUAAUAUGGAGAAAAACCAUAAUAUUCCAGCAGAAUUUGCUUCGACAAAUUUAAAGAGGAAAAACCCUACUUUUUCUUCAUUAGAUAAUUCUUAUAAUGUUGAAAAUAAUAAUGAUUUGAAGAUAUUAAAGAUUGAUAUGGGUUGUUAUAGUAAUGAUUAUCAUGGUGAUGAUCAACUCGACGUCGUUUUGCCUGUAGGGUUUCUUGAUCCUCUUCCACCAUUAGAGAGGGAACUUGUUAAUGCUCAUCGUAGUACUCCUAUUAACAUUGAAACGACGACGUCGAAUUCGAGUACUCGAAAACAGUUUUGGAAGGCUGGAGAUUAUGAGCCUUCUCAAGCUCUUGUGCCUCAUGGAUUGAGUUCUUCUAAUUUUGCCGGCAUGGAUCAUGUUAGGGUUCAUCCAAGGUUUCUACAUUCAAACGCAACGAGUCAUAAAUGGGUAUUGGGAGCUUUAGCUGAACUCCUUGACAAUGCGUUGGAUGAGGUCUCUAAUGGCGCUACUUAUGUUAGUAUUGACAUGGUUAUAAAUGAGAAAGACCGCGAUAAGAUGAGUAUAGUUGAUAAAGAUCGUAACAGAAUGUUGGUAGUUCAAGACGAUGGUGGUGGAAUGAACCCAAGUGAAUUGAGGUCAUGUAUGUCUCUUGGAUACUCAGCAAAGAGCAAAAUGGCAAAUACUAUUGGGCAAUAUGGAAAUGGAUUUAAGACAAGUACCAUGAGACUCGGAUCAGACGUUAUAGUCUUUUCGUUGUGUCAAGGGAAGAAUGGAUCAUGUGCUACAAGAAGUAUUGGGAUGCUGUCAUACACAUUCUUGACUAGUACUGGGAAAGAGGAUAUAGUUGUUCCUAUGAUUGAUUAUGAGAAGAAUGGUGAAGUGUGGAUUAAGAAGCUAAGCCGUACUCUUGAUGAUUGGCAUGUAAAUUUAGAGAGCAUUAUUGACUGGUCUCCCUUUUCAAGCGAGCAAGACCUUCUUCAAGAGUUCAAUUCUUUGGGUGAUCAAGGUACAAAGAUUGUCAUAUACAAUCUCUGGGAGGAUGACAAGCAACAGUUGGAGCUGGAUUUCGACACUGAUCUUGAAGACAUCCAAAUACGAGGAGUCAAUAGAGACGAGAAGAAGAUAGCUAUGGCAAGAAAGUACCCCAAUUCUAAGCACUAUUUAACAUAUCAGCAUUCACUGAGGAGUUAUGCAUCAAUUCUGUAUCUCAGGCUUCCUCCUGGAUUUCGAAUAAUUUUGCGCGGGAAAGAUGUGCUGCACCAUAACUUGAAAGAUGAUAUGAUACAUAGGAAGGAACUUACAUACAGACCUGUGUUGCUUACCACAGAGGGGACUGAGAAGGAUUUAAAUCCAUCCACAGAUAUGCAAGCUUUUGUGACAAUGGGGUUUGUAAAAGAUGCUCAAGAUCAUAUGGAUAUACAAGGAUUUAAUGUUUACCAUAAAAAUAGGCUCAUUAAGCCAUUUUGGAGAGUUUGGAAUGCUGCUGGAAGUGAUGGCCGUGGAGUCAUAGGUGUCUUGGAGGCCAAUUUUGUUUCACCAGCUCAUGAUAAGCAGGGAUUUGAGAGGACAACAACACUUCAAAGACUUGAAGCACGGCUAAUUCAUAUGCAGAAGUCUUAUUGGCGUGAUAACUGCCAUGAAAUUGGUUAUGCACCACGAAGAUCAGUAAACAAAGCUUCUUCAACAGCGGCUUCUCCUCAGCCAAUUAAAGGCAGCACGACCAAGGGAACUUCAGCCAACAAAACUGAUGACAAUAGUAGGAGGAAUUGUGUCAAGAAAUUUGAUCAGGUUUCACCAUUCGUUGAAUCUUCAAGUGAAGAGGAGAUGACAAGCAAUGGCUUCGAGUCACCUCCACCCAUAAACAAAAGUCGUCCUAGCCAUUCCAAUAUCAAGGUAGACUCUUAUAGUACUUAUGUCAUGAAGUUAAGAAAAGAGAAUUUCAUGUUGAAGGAGAGGCUAGAAGAUGCUGGUAAAUCUAGAAACAAUUUGAUGCAAGAGUUACAACUUGAAAGAGACAAGUGCAAGUCCCUUGAAGCUCAACUUGACAAGGCCAACAACAAAGCUGCAGAGACGGACAAAGAGCAAGAGGCUUUAAUCCAGAUAUUCGCAGAGGAAAGAGAGCGAAGAAACAAUGAAGAAGAUUAUCUGAGGCAGCGUUUACAGGAGGCUUCAACAACAAUCGAACAACUGGUAGACAAGGUGAAGACACUGGAGAAAAUGAAUAUUCGGGGAUGUAAGCCCGAAAUAUAUUAGAAUACUAGGACUCUAGGAGCAUG